ACGUGUUCUAACGCACGAAAGAAAAUUAUUCCCCAAGAAUUGACAAAAUUCCUACUGUUAUAACGAAGAAACACCUCUGAAUGCGUAAAUUCAAGGAAACUAAACUGAUAAGGAGGGGAACAAAAUAUAGAAUAUCUUCUUGGCAAAGCACGUGGUGAUUGUGCUACUGACUAGUUUUGACUAACUCAUUUUGACUGUGAACUGGAGGUAACAAUGGCUGGGAACUAUCCCGGGACGUGUGUUCCAACAUUAGAAGGUAAAAUCAAUGGUUCGGUCCCGAAAAAUGGGCGUUCAAAAUCUCCGGACCUUGAAUUAUCCUACCGGGGAAGACCAGAGGGGAGAGUUUUAGUCCUCUACACUGGAGGCACCAUCGGAAUGAUUAGAAAUGCUACCACGAAUGCAUUGGCACCAGUACCCAACCAAUUCGUUAAAACUGUGAAGAAAUAUCCCCACAUGUACGAUAGUGAAUUUGCCACCAAGAGAUUUGGAAGUUCCGGAUUAUUAGCAUUACCAAUGACAGCGACAGAGAGUCGGCGGAUUAUUUACGACAUAAGAGAGUACUCCCAGUUAUUGGACUCCAGCAAUAUGACAAUGAACGAUUGGAUCAAAAUUGCUAAGGAUAUCAAAGACUCAUACGAAUUUUUCGACGGCUUCGUCGUUCUCCACGGCACCGACACCCUGAGUUACACCGCUUCAGCGCUGUCAUUCAUGCUGGAAUCCCUGGGUAAGCCGGUCAUAAUAACCGGAUCCCAAUUACCAAUUUUUGACACACGGUCUGACGGCCUCCAGAAUUUCCUCGCCUCGUUGAUAAUCGCAGGCAAUUACAGCAUUCCGGAGGUCUGCGUCUUCUUCGGAAGCGCCCUUAUGCGAGGAAAUCGAACGAGUAAAGUCUCUGCAGCGUCAUUUGAAGCUUUCGAGUCUCCGAAUGUUCCAAAAUUAGCAACUGCAGGGAUUAAAAUUCAAGUCGACUACCAAUCGAUCUUUCGUCCCUGUGCUAUGGAAAAAUUCCACGUCCACACGACAUUGAAUCCUAACGUAGGACUUCUGCGGAUCUUCCCUAGUAUAACUGUGGAGUUGGUGAGGGCUUUCUUACAGCCCCCGAUUGAGGGAGUCGUCCUGCAGACUUUUGGAGCUGGAAAUAUCCCAAUCAAUCGAGAUGACAUUGUCCAAGAACUGAGAAAUGCUACGAGUCGAGGAGUGAUUGUCCUCAACAUCACGCAGUGCUGUAGGGAUGGAGUCACCCCUGCUUAUGAGCCUGGGACAUUGCUCGUUGAUGCUGGAGUUACUGUGGGUUAUGACAUGACUCCAGAAGCUGCCCUGACAAAAUUAUCGUACGUUUUAUCGAAGACAGAGUGGGAUAUUGAUAAAAAAAGAAAAAUGAUGGAAACCAAUUUGAGAGGGGAAUUAACUACUUGCGAACGAGUGACUUUCCAGGACCGACAACUGUUCCUAGACUGUCUACGACUCAGUACUGAGACUGAAUUGAAUAGAUUGGGUCCUAUAAUAUUCCCAGCGAUGCUCAUUGAAGCCGUCAUAGCGAAGGAUGCCGAGAAACUAGAGCUACUGCGGCGCAAUAGUGCGGAUAUAUCACAACCCAGUCCAGAUGGAAGAACAGCUCUUCACAUUGCUUGUAAUGUAGGGGACAUUGACAUUGUUCGUAAACUGCUGGAAAUGGGAGCUAAUGUUCACAUGAAAGAUUUAAUGAAUCGAACACCACUCACUGAAGCUAUAGAAAAUCAUUAUGAUGAGAUAAUAAAACUUCUAGUUCAAUGCGGUGCUCAUCUCCACGAAGACCCCCUGCGAAUAGGGGAGAAGUUGUGUUCAGCAGGGGCGAAUGGAGACGUAAAAACUUUACUCUCCCUUGAAUGUGCAGGAGCGAAUUUAAAUCAAGCAAAUGCAUCUGGACUCACAGCACUCCAGCAAGCAGUUAUCCAUGACAAGCCCAAAGCUCUAAAAUUUCUGCUCGACCACCACGUUGAUUCCAACGUCCUAAAUAAACGUGGUUUGACCCCACGUCAGAUUGCCGAACGACUCGACUGCCAGGAAGUCCUAAAAUUACUCCCCCCAUACACCACGAAUAGCCUCGAAACCUGAAUUCGUAAUGAUGAAAUAACUCAUGUUUUUUACUAUUCUCUAAACAAUUGUUUUCAGUGGAUAUUGUGCUUCUUGAAGUGCCAAGAGAAAGCAAAAAUAUGUCUAUUUUUUUUACGCUGCGCGCACCCGAACAAUCGAAAGUUCUGACUGUCAUGAUGAUUAGGCGACGUCGACAAUGUUAGGUAAAUAAAUGUUGAAAAGGAAAUAUUUAUGUAACAAGUUUAAUUUUAAUGUUCAACAUUCGUAUUUAUAUUCACAAAAUGUUAAUAAACAGUCAACUUUUUUACAA
Diachasmimorpha longicaudata is the source of this 2383-nucleotide messenger RNA. Its product is annotated as L-asparaginase 1. NCBI's taxonomy places the organism in Eukaryota, Metazoa, Arthropoda, Insecta, Hymenoptera, Braconidae. The transcript has 9 exons. Bases 214 to 2094 code for a protein of 626 amino acids. Gene Ontology annotation, molecular function: protein binding; asparaginase activity. The record is from RefSeq and is a predicted model, not a curated record. Gene Ontology annotation, biological process: amino acid metabolic process.